Molecule: messenger RNA, 620 nt
Organism: Gadus chalcogrammus (walleye pollock)
Lineage: Eukaryota; Metazoa; Chordata; Actinopteri; Gadiformes; Gadidae
Product: gamma-crystallin M3-like
Exons: 3
Coding region: 99-620 (173 amino acids)
Biological process (GO): visual perception; lens development in camera-type eye
Molecular function (GO): structural constituent of eye lens
Source: RefSeq, a predicted model, not a curated record
UCCUUUCAAGAAAAGUAGCAGUUCAGUUGAAGAGAUUAAACUCCUCACCAACUGUAGGAAACUCUCAAUCUAUCUGUGAAAUCUCUUAAUCAAUCAAAAUGAUUAUCUUCUACGAGGACAAGAACUUCCAGGGCCGCUCCUAUGAGACCAGCAAUGACUGUUCCGACAUGACCUCCUUCCUGAGCAAGUGCCACUCCUGCAGGGUGGAGAGCGGCUGCUUCAUGGUCUACGACCGCUCCAGCUACAUGGGAAACCAGUACUUUGUUAGAAGGGGCGAGUACUCUGACUACCAGCGUAUGGGCAUGAGCGAUUGCAUCAGGUCCUGCCGCAUGAUCCCCAUGCACAGAGGCCAGUUCAGGAUGAAGAUCUACGAGAACGAGAACUUCGGUGGUCAGUCCAAUGAGAUGAUGGACGACUGUGACAACAUCCAGGAUCGUUACCGCAUGUCCGACUGCCAGUCCUGCAACGUGAUGGACGGCCACUGGCUGAUGUACGAGCAGCCCCAUUACAAGGGCAAGAUGAUGUACAUGAGGCCCGGAGAGUACAGGAGCUUCAGCGAUAUGGGCAUGAGCGGCCAGAGGUUCAUGAGCAUGAAGCGUAUCAUGGAUUCCUGCUAUUGA